GUAAAACAGCCAAACGUUUUAUAAAAAGCACCUACAUCCCUUAACUUAUUACAACACAGUACUCUUCUCUGUUCUCUCCGAGUUUUCUCCACGGUCCAUAUCAAUAAAGACUCAAAUCUGUUCAAGAUGAUCCAACGGUUGGAAGCGCAAGGGCAAAAAAAUUCCGAUAAAAGAUAUCAAUGGGAUGAUGGAUCUGACCAUGAUGGCGUAGCAAAGAUAACUGUACGAGGUGACUUAAGAGGUAUACAAUACAUCUGGUUCGACUAUUACAAGAGUGGAAAAUUGGUAGAAGGGUCAUACCUUGGUUUACCGGAACCAGGUUUCACUCAAACGUUUGAAAUUAACCAUAUGAACGAUGAACAACUUGAAUCUGUUGAGAUUUACUAUGAACCGAAGGUGGGUGUGAUUCAAGGGAUUCAAUUCAAAACCAACUCGAGGAUUUCUGAACUGAUAGGGUUUGAAAAAGAUUGUACUAAGUUUUCACUAUCUGUCGUCGGAAAGAAGAUCAUCGGGUUCCACGGAUCUACCUCUGGAUCCCUUGAAUCUCUUGGAGCAUACUUCACUUGGAUUACUCCAACUAGAUUGGUAGCGAAAGGAGGACAGGGAGGCAAGGAGUGGACCGAUGGAGCCGACCAUGAAGGUGUUACAAAAAUCUAUGUACGAGGUGGUCGCGAUGGUAUACAGUUCAUACAGUUCAAUUAUAUCAAGAAUGGACGAGAAAUAUAUGGCUCGGCCCAUGGUGUCUCUGGACCUGGUGGUUACACUGUGCCGGUAUGGGUUAUUCAAGGACUUGAAUUCAAAACUAACCUCACGACUUCAGGCCUGAUAGGAUUCAAUACGGGCAUAAAGUUUAGAAUCGCAGGCAAUGGAAAGAAGAUAAUUGGGUUUCAUGGAUAUGCUGAGAAGAAACUAAUCUCUCUUGGAGCGUAUUUCGCAGCCUCUCCUAUCACUAAAUUGGAAUACAGAGGUGGAACUAAUAAAGGUAGAAUUUGGGAUGAUGGUGCCUUUGAUGGCAUAAGAAAGUUUGAGGUAGACUAUCCAAAUGAAUUUAUCACAUCUGUGGAGGGGACUCUGUAUGAAGAGGAUACAAUUGCGUCCUUGACCUUCAAAACAUCAAAAGGGAGAACUUCUUCGACGUUUGGAAAUGCAACUACUAAUAAAUUCGUGCUAGAGAGAAAAGGCUGUGGCCUUGUUGGGUUACAUGGACGGUCUACUGGUGCUCUUCAAGCUAUUGGAGCAUAUUUUCGUCCGCUGCCUCCUCCUCCUGACGGGGAAAAAGUAGAAGCAAAAGGUGGUAAUGGAGGAGCUUCUUGGGAUGAUGGUGAUUUUGAGGGUGUUAGAAAGAUAUAUAUUGGACUAAGCCAGAACUCCUUCGAGCUGAACUAUCCCGUUGAAUAUGUCACAUCAGUAGAGGGUAGUUAUGAUAAUAAAUCAGGAGCUAUAACCAUGCUUAGGUUCAAGACCAACACACAAACCUCUCCAGACUUUGGACUCGGUACUGCUACAGAUUUAAGCUUUGAACUCCUCAAGGUUGAUCACAAGAUCGUAGGGUUCCAUGGAUCCUCCAGUGCCAUGCUUCUCCAUAAGAUCGGUGUCCAUGUCAUACCUAUCUGACCAUAGAACCAAACAGUUCUCCAUCAACUUCAUCUCUUAUGUUUAUCUGCCAUUGUGUUUAAGCGACAAUCUCAUGUUCAAUGUAAUAAGACAAAAGUUUUUAUUUUCAAUCAUAAGAACACGCUUAUGGUCCCA
Thlaspi arvense is the source of this 1749-nucleotide messenger RNA. The record is from the annotation of a GenBank genome assembly. Lineage: Eukaryota; Viridiplantae; Streptophyta; Magnoliopsida; Brassicales; Brassicaceae.